Macadamia integrifolia is the source of this 840-nucleotide messenger RNA. Its product is annotated as protein DMP9-like. The record is from RefSeq and is a predicted model, not a curated record. Gene Ontology annotation, biological process: endomembrane system organization. NCBI's taxonomy places the organism in Eukaryota, Viridiplantae, Streptophyta, Magnoliopsida, Proteales, Proteaceae.
ACUAACUAAAAGAACGUGUCUAAGAGAUGUGUCUUUUUAGAGAGGGACAUGUUAUGCCGUUAUGGUAGAAGACGUAUGCGUAAAUGAGAGAAGGAGAAGGGUAAUUCUGUCCACAUAAAAAAGAAACGAACUCCUUUCCUGUUUGCGUCGGCAGUUAAUGACCGUUGAGGCUGUUACCAGAAAAAAAAAAAAAAAAAGGGAGACCGUUAAGGCUUCCAGAAUUUCAAACGGUUAUAAAUGUCAACUCUAGCAACGAACAAACUCCUUUUCUAGUCCACUACCCCAGUUCCCAAUUCCUUUCCCUCUCUGUUUUCCCAACCUCUUGUGAAAAGAUUGCCCGGGAAAUGGAGGAAGCAAAUGAAGGAAUCGGAAUCAAAAUCUACAAUGCUGCACCCAACGAUGAGGCGAUUUCAUAUCCAGUAUCGCCGGAGGAGGCGGCGCCACCAGUAAAAGGACGUAAACGACGUGCAGUGGCAAAGGGAGUGCAGAAGACAAUAUCAAAGACAUCAAUGCUAGUGAAUUUCCUUCCCACAGGAACACUACUCACCUUCGAGAUGCUCUUACCUUCGGUGUCCGGUGAUGGUCUUUGUUCUCCUGUGAGUACAACCAUGAUCAAUGUCAUGUUGGGACUAUGUGCUCUCACUUGUUUCUUCUUCCACUUCACCGACAGUUUCCGAGGACCCGACGGGAAGGUAUAUUAUGGGUUUGUAACUCCAAAAGGGCUAGCAGUUUUCAAGUCGGAUCUUGGGGUGGAGGUGCCAAAGGACGAGCGAUUCAAAGUUGGGUUGACGGAUUUCGUGCAUGCCGUGAUGUCGGUGAUGGUGUUUGUAGCCAUAGCCU